AUGGGAAGUCAGGUCAAUCUCUUAUCUUCUGCUCCUCCCCGAGCAGCUCCAAGUACAUCCACGAGGUUCACAUCGAUAGGUACAGGAGAUGAACGAAGUCUCUAUGCGACUGCUGAAGGGUAUGAACGGUUGAAAUUUGAAGGCGGCGUUUUGAAAAGAGAACAUGGUGUAGGGGUAGUUAGAGUGUUUGAUGACUGUGUUUAUGCUGUAUACAACCUCCCUCUUCUCCCAGGUUAUGGCGCAUCCACGAAAGUUCGUUCAUCCCCUGCUGUCAAAUCGCCAGGUGGCGUAUCGUUAUUAGAGAGAAUGACCAUGGCUGAAGAUCUGGGAUAUAAUGAUUCUUAUUUCCCGCGAGAAGAUCCAAGCGAAGCUACACCCGCGGAAUACAUCUUAUCGGCCACUCCGCCAAGUCCCAAUCCCAUCGCUCAUGGUGAUCUACUGAAUACCCUCGAACACGGUCGGGGUGAGAGCGAACAUCUUCAGAGCGAAGUGUUGGGAUUGAGUAGUAGGGAACAAGAGGAAAUUGCUAUUGCUCAAAAUACCCUCGAAGGUGAACUACGUUCGGAAGGAUUGGAUCUGUCAUCUGAGGAAAUACCUAUACCGACCAGUGAAGACGAACAGAGGAAUUUAGGCACACAUGAAGAUAAUAAACAUCCAGGACAUCUCGAAGAUAUCCCUUCGCAAGCAUUAGAACCCUCAGAUUUACCUUCCCCAAGUGAACACCCUUCCCCUACAGCAGAAUCUUCUUAUUCGCACCACCAUCAGCAACAGCAUGAAGAACAUCGCGUCGUUUCGCCCGAAUCGGAGUUUUCACCUCAGCCCCAACCUUCAAAACGACCCAGAAGGAAAUCGCACACUACGCAGAAUGUGGCUGAAGCUGUCUUCUUCUCGUACGGCGUAUCGGUCUUUUUCGGCUUCUCGGAAUUAGAGGAAAGGGAGAUAAUGGAAGAUUGCGAGACAGCUAGUACGUGGGUUAGAGGACUGGGUGAAGAUGAUUGGGAGAUUGAGGAGUUCCAUUACGUUUACGACUCGGAUGCUGAACAACCUAGGAUAUAUAAUGAUAUGUUCACCUUCAAAUCCCAUUCACAUCUUUUCAAGCUGUCUCUCGCACAUGCUAUCGCCCAGUCCAACAAAUUAUCGAUAUACGAAUCGGUCAUGCAGGAGACUCUAUCUCUCACUGCGUCUUUCCCAAAAGAGUUGUCCACAACUGGUCAUCUUCAGUUGACAAGGAGGGAGGCGUUGAAGAUGACUGGAAGAUUAUUCAAGUUGAGGAUGGACGUUAAUCUGAUAGGAGGGAUAUUAGAUACUCCCGAACUAUUCUGGUCCGAAGCUUCUUUGUUCCCUCUAUACGAGGCUAUCCACGAGUACCUCGAGAUCGGGCCGAGGAUACAGGUGUUGAACGAUAGACUGGCUGUCGCUGGUGAUCUGCUCGAAAUCAUCCAUGAAUAUAUAGAAGAAAGAGCCACGCACAGGAUCACAUGGGUGAUCAUCUGGUUGAUCGUCGUAGCUUGUUUCGUAGAAGCCGGCGAAGUGAUUGCUCGACUGGUCUUCCAUGCCAUACCGCGAGAAACGGGUGAAUUCUUGUUGUACAAGGCACCUAAGAUGAUCAUGGCCGGUGCUAGUGCAAGUGCAAGUGGACAAACAAUAAUAUAA
Kwoniella mangroviensis CBS 8507 is the source of this 1653-nucleotide messenger RNA. RefSeq lists its product as uncharacterized. The record is from RefSeq and is a predicted model, not a curated record. NCBI's taxonomy places the organism in Eukaryota, Fungi, Basidiomycota, Tremellomycetes, Tremellales, Cryptococcaceae. The transcript is spliced from 8 exons. The coding region runs from base 1 to 1653 and encodes 550 amino acids.